Condylostylus longicornis is the source of this 573-nucleotide messenger RNA. RefSeq lists its product as uncharacterized. The coding region runs from base 1 to 573 and encodes 190 amino acids. NCBI's taxonomy places the organism in Eukaryota, Metazoa, Arthropoda, Insecta, Diptera, Dolichopodidae. The transcript has 4 exons. The record is from RefSeq and is a predicted model, not a curated record.
AUGAAGUUCUCAAAAGUUAUUCUAAUUCUUAUAAUAGAAUUUGUGCUGUCGAAUGAAAUCCAAGCUUGGAAAAAUAAUUUAUUAAUACCAACUCGAUUAGAAUGUGAUGCAAGCCCAGAAUGGUUUUCUAAUUAUACUUGCCAUAUUAAGCCAGUAUCAAGAACUAAAAAAAUAAUAGUUGCGUGGGGUAUAAUAAAGAAGCCGAUCAAUAAAGUUUUCAUGCAUGUCCAAAUUUUCAAACGUUUUAAUGGCUGGCAACCAUAUUUAAUUAAUGAAUCAUUUGAAGGUUGUGAACUUCUUGAUGGUAAAAAAAGCUCGAAUAGUUUCCAUAAUUACAUUUAUAAAAUUUCUAAACCACUUCUUGAUAAAUAUACCAACAUAAAUCAUCCAUGCCCUUACAACGGUACAGUUGAACUAUAUGAAGUUGAUUAUAAUAAAGUCGAUGUACCGGCUGCAAAAGGAACGGUAUUUCCAAGUGGUUAUUAUAAGGUUAUUGCAAAAGUACAUGAAGCGAAUAAUUCGAUUAUUGGGACUGGAGUUCUUCAAGGAAUUGUUAAAGAAAUUAAAAUUUAA